Molecule: messenger RNA, 6257 nt
Organism: Microplitis demolitor
Lineage: Eukaryota; Metazoa; Arthropoda; Insecta; Hymenoptera; Braconidae
Product: proteasome adapter and scaffold protein ECM29
Exons: 4
Coding region: 736-6204 (1822 amino acids)
Biological process (GO): proteasome assembly
Cellular component (GO): cytoplasm; nucleus
Molecular function (GO): molecular adaptor activity
Source: RefSeq, a predicted model, not a curated record
UCACAAAAUAUUCACAUGCGUCUUAAGUGGACACUCGCUGACUGAUGAACUCAGUUUUUUUCUUCACAGCUCGCUGUUGUAAAAUAUAAUUAAACAUUUCUAUCUCUAAUGACCUCUAAAUUUUUUUGGGAAUCAUUACAAAGGUCAUACAAAUAAGUAACACCUACAUAUACCCCACAUAUAUAUAAUAUAUGAUAACAUCGAUCUAGUGGGGAUUUAAAAUAAAAAUUUCCUCCAGACAAUUGGCCGAAUUAUUUACGCGCGAAAUCAUGUGUGUUUUUGAAAUUAGCCAAUCAUCACUUAUUUAUUUAUAUAUUUGCUUACACAUAUACAUAUCAUACAUCAUAUAUUUUUCACGAUAACAUAACCUGGUCACUAAAUUUCACCCAGGAAUUUUAAUUUUUCAUUAAUAAUUAUAAGAAUAAUUAAUUAAAAUAUUAAAAGUUUUAAAUUUAAAGAUAGUGAACUUGUCUGCGAAUAAUUUUAAAAAAUUUUAAUUCAAAUAAAAAGUUUUAUGGUAAAAAUAAAUAAAAAUUAUUUUAAUUAUUAUAAGUUAUUAAUUCAUUAAUAUCUGUAUAUAUAUAAAUAUAUGUAGGUAACUAUUUAUUUGUUAACAUAUUUUUUAAAGAUAAUAAUUAAAUAGAAAACAUGAAAUAAAAUAGUUACUAGUCAUUCAGAGUGUCUUUGUCGUGCACAGUGAACAGGAUUCGACAUACUCGCUUACGUAGUUUCAAAAUGGCAGCAGCAACUGACGAAUUAAUGCUCUUGGAGCGAGUUUUUCUGUGUUUAGGAAAUGCUGAUACUGAUGAGCAGCUCCAGGCGUCGGUGUGCAAAUUUUUGCCACCGGUUUUGCUUAAAUUGUCAAGUCCGCAGGAAGGUGUUAGGAAAAAAGUAAUGGGUCUUUUGAUACAUAUCAAUAGACGUGUUAAAAGUCGCCCCAAAGUUCAGCUUCCUGUGGAAGCUUUGCUGCUUCAAUAUCAAGAUCCAGCUGCUAGUUCUUUUGUCAUCAACUUUACAAUAAUUUAUAUCAAACUUGGUUACCCAAGGAUGGAAAUGAAAAAACAAUCAGAAUUAAUACCUAGUGUUUUAAAUGCUAUUGAAGGAAAGCCACUAUCACAUCAAGACAGCUUAUUACUGAUGAUAAUGCCAGCAUUGGGUAAUCUUGAGAUACCACUGAGUGCCGAGAAACGUGCAGCUCUUCUGGGUCUGCAAGACAAACCAUACGUAGCAAAACAACUGAUUAAUUUUAUGCUGGACAUGUUACUUCUGCCGUACGGAUCUGUGGGUCAAGCUGAGAGCCGGGAUCCUGGGCAGCCGAUAGACUGGUCGCAGUACCCAGUGCCCCCGGGUCUGAGCGAGUACGCAUUCAAGCGCGUAAUUGGAGAAAAUCCGCCAGUUGCCGAAAAGCUAGAGCAAGUAAAACUGGGAAUCGUUAAAUUUCUCGCAGGUGGUUUCUUUCCCGAGUCAGAUAUUUUAAUCCACUUGAUUGUCGCCGCAGCAGACACACGGUUCAGCGUAGCUAAUUUGGCGGACGUCGAGUUGAAAAAAAUAGUUAGUACUCUAGAUUGGUCAUCGAUGCAAUUGGCACUGCCGCUGUAUACUUUAUUUUUGGGUACGAGCGCAUUAGGAACCCAGAAGGACGUUAAGCCAGAAAUGAAACGUCAUGCGGCGAACACGAGGAUACGUUUGAAGCUGCUGCAGUAUCUGUGUCGUGUUACCAAGGCCGGGUUCAUAAUACCACCGAGUAUACAAGUGGUGUUUGAUUCCUUGUACGGUAAUAAUACAAACAAGAAACUCAAGACAUUGGCUCUUGACUUUACGCUCAAUAUGGUCCAGCAGUGUAGCUUCGGGUCUCUGUCCCGCGUCGCCGGAGUUAUCCUCAACGGGAUGGUAAAGUUGAUAUCCGAGGGUGAGCCAGAGCACAUCGCGAUAGCUUACACAAUAAUCGGACAACUCGGGCAGCGAAUUCCGUCGCUAGUCAACAAAGAUUCGAGUCUAGUGCAGCAAUUUUUCAAAGCCCUGACGUCAACAGAUGCCGACAUGAGGCGCACAGUCCGCGAUGCCUUGAUAGCAAUGUCCUCGGCAUUCGUUUUAAACCGUACCGACGAGUGCGGUAUUUCUACAAUGACCGCAUUACUCUCGACGUACAUCGAAUCCGAAGAGCCUAGUGUCAGAUCAGUUGCCGUCCACUACGUGGCGACUAUUUUUCCAGCAGAUCAUGCGCCCUCUCGCUAUCUCCUGCUAAUAGCUUGCGGUGAUGACAAGAAUGAGGUAUCAGCAGAUGCCACCAAAGCGCUUUACGGUACAGCCCAUCGCAAUGAACGAUACAAAGCCGACGCUAAGGAAUACCAGCUCCCUAAUUUCCCAGAGAUGAUUGUCUACGUCAAUCAGAACACACAGACACGCAUUAAUUCUAACACCAAAUUUUCAAUCGGAAGUCAUGUGUUACCUUACAAUGUAACGACCUUCAAUGAAAUUAUAAAUUAUUUGCGACUGUGUUUGGCUAGGAGUGCGCGUAUUCCAUUUCGCGAAGGAUCGAUUGAAAACCAUCCGUGUCAACACACUCCUACAAUUGCUAAGUAUCUAAAGGAACUUGUUGCCGAAGAUAAAAAGUAUCUUGAUAAUUACAUCGAGCUCAUAACUACUCUGUGCCACGCCACUGCUGAUAAAAUUCCUCUUGUCGCGCUGCUGGAAAUUGCCGGAACUGUUCCUCAGUCAAUGACUAGUUACUUUGUCAAAGAGUUACCUUGGAUUCGUUCAUUACUGACGUCAACCAAAGCCGAAGUACGUGAAUUGGCGGCUAAAAUAAAUGCUAUUGUAAUGGAAUUCAAUAGUAGUAAUGAUGAAUUUGAAUUACAAGCGACUGAAUUUAUUAAUUCAACUAAAAAUAAAACUCUGGAAACACAACACGGCUCAUUGCUGGCAUUGUCGCAUAUGAUAGAGCGUAAGUUGACGGUACGGAAACUCAGUGAGCCGGUUGAAAAUUUAUUGAAGUGGAAAAUUUACAACGAUAUUGUACAGACAAUAUGUUCCUUUUUAACUAGUACUACUGUUUUACUUGCCGAUGCGGCUACUCAAGGAAUCGGUAUAAUUGGAAAAGUAUUUCCGUUACCGCUGAUAUCUACCAGCGAUGACGAAAAUGUUUUGAGUAAAAAGAAGAUUGUUGAUAAUUUGUUUGCCAUACUACUUAACGCAAAGAUGAAUAGUAAAAUAAAAGAGAAUGCAAUCCAGUCACUGGGACAACUUUGCAUUGGAGAAAUUUUUCCUCAUACUAAAUUAAUUAUUGAAAAAUUCAUUGGCUACGCAAAGGAAACUAAAGACGUAGGAAUACAUUUCUCAAUAGCCGAGGCUCUGGUGCUCUGUGUUCAGGGACCGGCCUCCAAAGAAGCCCGGGAUAUUUGGACAACGCCCGCUGAUGAGCAUAAUCAAAACUAUUCGCAAGAGAGCGAUAAUUUCUUGGUAUUUUUACUGGAUCAAUUGUUAAAAUUAGCCAGCGAGCCGCAUCCUAACUCACGUCAAGCAAUCUGCAUAUGGCUGCUGUCAAUCUUACGUCACAAUGACAAGCGCCAGCAUGUGAUCGAGCGGCUUCCUAGUAUACAGAACGCGUUUUCCGACUUUCUGUCUGAAAAUAAUGACAUCGUGCAGGAUGUUGCGUCCAAGGGGAUUUGUCUAGUCUACAAUACGAGUGAGAAGACUGGUCGCGAUGACCUGGUGUCUAAUUUGAUGAACCAGUUGACUGAGGGACGUCGCGCAGUCCAGCAAGUUACGCCUGACACUAAAUUAUUUGAGGAAGGCCAGCUGGGGAAAGCGCCAACCGGCGGAACGAUAACAACUUACAAAGAAAUAUGUUCGUUGGCAUCAGAUUUAAACAAACCGGAUCUCAUUUAUAAUUUCUUGCAGUUGGCUAAUCAUAAUGCGGUGUGGACCUCCAAGAAAGGAGCCGCCUUUGGGUUCUCCGCUAUCGCAUCAGUCGCUAAAGACGAACUGAAUAAAUAUUUGCCCAGCAUUAUUCCUAAAUUGUAUCGCUAUCAGUUCGACCCGACUCCUAAAAUCCAGCAGAGCAUGUCCAACAUUUGGCAUGACAUUGUGCCCUCGACAUCAAAAGCUCUGGAGCAGUAUCAUGAUGAAAUAAUAAAUGAUUUGAAGUCUAAUUUGACUCACAAUCACUGGCGAGUAAGAAUGAGCUGCUGUCUUGCACUCUCGGAUCUGUUUAAAUCAAACGCCCCGAUAGAUUACGCCAAGCAUGCUCCAGAGUUGUGGAAACAAUUGUUCCGCGUGAUGGAUGACAUUCACGAGGACACGCGUAACAGUGCGACCAACACGGCCCGACUGUUGAGCAAAGUCUGCAUACGUGAAUGCGAUCCAAAUCACGGAAAGUCUGGCGAGCGAGUUCUGCAGUCAGUGCUACCAAUUUUCUUGGAGACUGGAAUUUUACAUAACGUAAAACCAAUUCGUGCGCUGUCACUGCAAACAGUUUCGCAAUUAGUAUCAACAGCUGGUGUUUUAUUGAAACCUUCAUUAGUUAAUCUGAUUCCUGCGCUAUUGACAGCCACCGACAUGGAACAUGAAGGUCUUGUGUACAUGAGUACCAAAUACAGCGCACAGGCUGAAAUCCAAGAGGCUCUAGAUCGUGUGAGAUCCAACGAAGCAAAGACCCAUCAUGCUACUGAGACUGUACGCAAGUGCACCCAGUACAUAGAUGCAGCUAUUCUGCAAGAACUGAUGCCAAAAGUUAUUGAAUUAAUUAAAUCAAGCAUUGGUCUGGGCUCAAAGGUAUCAAUAAGUCACUUUCUGAUAUUACUGAGCCUACAAAUGAAACAAGAAUUGCAGCCGUACGCUGGAAAACUAUGCAGCGCUUUGAUGAAUGGAUUAACUGAUCGUAACGCAACUGUGCGUAAAACAAAUGCUGUUACUAUCGGACACAUUAUUGGCUCCGCUAAAGAUUCCAGCAUUGAAAAAAUAUUCAAUACUUUGAACACGUGGUAUAACGAACGCGAAGACGAUGCAAUACGUCUAGCUAUUGGGCAGACACUACAGUCUAUAAAUAAUCACAACCAUGAAGUGCUGAAGAAGUUUUCUGACAUCGUGAUACCGCUGACUUUCUUUGCGAUGCACGCGAUAAAAGUACCAGCUAACAAAGAAACCGUGGAGUUGUGGACUGAUUUGUGGGGUGAAAUUGCUCAUGGGACUGAGACGACAGUAAAGCAGAAUUUGAAUUUAAUCAUCAGUACUCUAAAUCGUGCACUGGAGUCAGCAUCCUGGACCACCAAAGCUCAGGCAGCAAAUGCCGUGUCAACAGUCGCUGUAAAAGUCGGGUCAUCGAUGGAAGACGAAGCGAGAAACGGCCUACUGAAAAUUUUAAUCACCGGAUUGCAAGGACGCACAUGGAAUGGAAAGGAGAGACUAGUUCUUGCUCUAGCAACUCUUGCCUGCCACAGCAAAGAAGCUCUGAGCAAAGACCCUGCUCUCACAACUUCAGUGAUCGAUGCUCUGUACAAAGAAAGCAAGAAAGACAAUAUUGAGUAUCGCAGACAUGCGUUGAAAGCGUUCGCGGAUGUCCUUCAUGAGUUAGAAAUAGACAGAUUCACCCAGCUAUACGACAUCGCCCAGGAAAUAUUGAUAAAGAUGUCAACGAAAAAUGCAGACGAUGAUGACGACGACGAAAAAAUUGAAAAAACCAGCGAAGAGAUGACCAAGAAGCGAGAAGACCAGAUGAAAUUACAGGAAACUGUUUAUGAGGCACUCGGCAAAGCUUGGCCUUCAUCUCGCUCCAGUAAAGAUACUCAAGAUAAAUAUUGUUUGCAAAUAAUAGCUCACUGUCAUGACACUCUUUCCAGCAGCACUAGAGCCAUUCAAGUCGCUAUCAUGACAACGCUCACUCACUUUGUCGAGAAACUUAUAUUUUUACAACUUAAUUACAGCGAACUGUCAAAGAAUGAUGCUGCUAAACUAAAUACUAUCUGUGAAACCUUGUACCAGAUAUUGAAAAUAUCUAUUGGCAUAUCAAAGUACACGAGAAUAAGAAAAGAAGCGCUCAAUAUUAUCCUGGUGCUGUCGAAAAAAUUGAUUGAUAGCGGUAAUGAUAAACAACUUGAGUCGCUAAAAAAAUUAUUCUGUCAGUUGCUGAGCAACGAAUUGGCUUCAGACAAUCAGCCGGAAAUACGGACACGUGUUGUUGACAUAAAAGCUAUUUUUAAAUUAUAAAUUAUGUCGAUUGCAUUUAUUGACAUAAAGUCAUUGGGUUUUUUUUUAGAAAU